UGCUGUUGUUUUAAGAGACUGUAUUAUUGUGGGAAGCCACUCAGGCCUCUAAUCAGGUCUGUAAUUGCAGAAACUGAGGUUGGAGAAUUACAGAGUCACAGAAGGCCUUGGCUACACAGUGAGAUCUUGCCUCAGAAGGAGAAAAAGAAAGAAAAAAGGGAAGCUGCUAUUCAGUUAGCCUUGCUAAUGACGGGAUAGAAGAUAGAACUUGUUCCCUAAACUAAAACGGGGAAAGGAUUACUUGAAGGACUGUUUGAAAGCCUGCUGGGACAUGUCAUCGGUGACAGAAACUUGGCAGCAGGGCAGCUCUGAGCGAGUGCAGGAUGUCACCAGGAAUCAGGUCCCCGACGAGUCCAGACUUCCUGGGAUUCUAAAUGCACUGUCCUGUCUAGUGCCAUCUUGUCCUACCGAUAAACUGGCAACUCAUCUGGCCACAACAGAGGGAAACUGGAGGAAAUACCAUUCUAGGCAGCCAAGGCCUAGAGGAUUGCCCCAUCUCAAAGGGAAGUCUCUGACUGCCGUUUGAAAUGCUGAGAAACUUGUUUCGGAGGAGACUUUUGUCUUAUCCUGCAAAAUACUACUUCGUGGCGCUCUUCCUCUCUUUAGUCACCUUCUCUGUCCUAAGAAUUCAUCAGAAGCCUGAAUUUGUUAGCAUCAGACACUUGGAGCUUGCUGGAGAUGAUGCUAAUAGCAACAUUAACUGCACCAAAGUUUUACAGAGUGACCCAGAUGAAAUCCAGAAGGCGAAGCUUGAGUUACUAACAGUGAAAUUCAGGAAGCGCACGCGGUGGACACCGUAUGACUAUAUAAACAUGACCCAUGACUGUGCCUCUUUCAUCAGGAUGCGCAAAUAUAUCGUAGAGCCCCUUAGUAAAGAGGAGGCAGACUUUCCCAUCGCGUACUCCAUAGUGGUUCAUCACAAGAUUGAAAUGCUUGAGAGGCUCCUGAGGGCCAUCUAUAUGCCUCAGAAUUUCUAUUGCAUUCACGUGGACAAAAAAGCAGAGGAGCCUUUUUUAGCUGCGGUGACGGGCAUUGCGUCCUGCUUGAAGAACGUCUUUGUGGCCAGCCAGCUGGAGAGCGUCAUUUACGCGUCCUGGAGUCGGGUUCAGGCUGACCUCAACUGCAUGAGGGACCUGUACGGCAUGAGUGCAAACUGGAAGUACUUGAUCAACCUCUGCGGUAUGGACUUCCCUAUUAAAACCAACCUGGAAAUGGUCAGGAAACUCAAGUCAUUCCUGGGCGAAAACAACCUGGAAACCGAGAAGAUGCCUCCAAACAAGGAGGAAAGGUGGAAGAGACGACACACCAUUGUCGACGGGAAGCUGACGAACACUGGGGUGGCCAAAGCCCAGCCGCCCCUCACCACUCCUCUUUUCUCAGGCAGCGCCUACUUUGUGGUCAGUAGGGAAUAUGUAGGCUAUGUGCUAGAAAAUGGGGACAUCCAAAAGUUCAUGGAGUGGGCACAGGACACGUAUAGCCCAGAUGAGUACCUCUGGGCCACCAUCCAAAGGAUCCCUGAAGUCCCUGGUUCUCUCCCCUCGAGCCAUAAGUAUGACUUGUCCGACAUGAAUGCUGUCGCUAGGUUUGUCAAGUGGCAGUACUUUGAAGGUGAUGUUUCCAAAGGCGCUCCUUACCCACCGUGCAGCGGAGUCCAUGUGCGCUCCGUGUGCAUUUUCGGAGCUGGUGACUUGAGCUGGAUGCUUCGCAAACACCACUUUUUCGCCAAUAAGUUUGACAUUGAUGUUGACCCCUUUGCCAUCCAAUGUUUGGAUGAGCAUCUGAGGCAUAAAGCCCUGGAGACCUUAGAACACUAACUGCUGUUGUCAGGAGUCCUGGGGAGAGUAGGGAUGCACAAAGCGUAACCCUCAUCCACUUCCUUUGCCUCAUUUGGAGUCCUCUUUGACAUGAUGGCUUUUAAGUCCGUGUUAGAGAAGCUGCAUGGAUUGUGUAGAGUACAGGUACAAGAGAGGAUGACACAUUCAGUGUUCUGGAGUCAAAACGAGGAAAGAGGGAGGACAGAUGGAGGCUGGGGAAGAUUUUAUGGACAGAGGGGACUCAGGUCAUUGGGAAAGAGGCCAAAGACAGAAUCAGCCUCCCCAACUAAUCAAAGAAACCAGGUACUUGAUCCAAAGGAGAUUCCAUUUGUGCCAAAAUUCUCUUGAGAAUUUUAAACACGGUAAUUUUCUUGACAUGAAUAAGUUUGUAGCAGCAACCAAUCACAAAGAUGUGGUUUACCUUGUACAAUUUUUGGAAUGGACAUUCAGUUCUACUCUUAAGUUUUCCUUGUCCUUCAUGCUGUGACUCUGUGGGGUGGUGCCUCUGUGUGUCUCAGGGGGUUUAAAAUAUGCUCAGCAUGAAUAUUUCUGUUUUCGUUUUAGUUAUUAGAAGAUUCUAGGAGCCAGCUGGGUGUGUGCCCAUGAAGCGGCAGGAUAAGCUCAAGUGAUCAUCUAGGUUUCUGUGGUUCUGACUCUCACCUCAAAUGCAGUUUUGUUUUCUCCCCUAUCUUAAUAUCAUUUAGCUAAAUCUAAACUGUUUGGCCGGCAUUCUGAUGACGUGCCUUGUCGUUCAUGUUAGGUUUUAAACAGGAAUCAACACCGCGUACUUUUAUUUCUACAAUGUAGUCCACUUUAAUAAUCCGUGAGAAAAAUCAUACCAGACAACUUUAAGGCAUUCAACUGAGAAAGUAUGUUUUCUGCCUCAAAGCUAGAAUAGAUUUUUCUUUUAAUGGCAGCUCUUGUCAUCAGAAAAGGCAGGGAUCGGUAGAUAAGCCGGGUUUUGUGUUGGACCAAUAGAAACACGUUUGCUGCGAAACUGCAGCGCCAGCGGUGGUAACGCAGUGGUGGGUGGUGGGUGUCCUCGAUGCUGGUUCCUGUUUCUUUCUUUAGUUUGUACCCAGGCUUUGUCGAAUCCCUCUUUACCGGGAAAGGCUUCUUUACCUAUGAGGCAGGACAUCUUUUCGAUCUCAAAUCAGGGAUACCUGGUGACAUAAAAUUUGUGUAAACAGCUGUAGCUGUGCCUUAAGCAGUUUUUUCUGUUUUGAAAACUCAAGGUAAGAGCAGUGAGUGGUCCGGUGACCCCGCACCAACCCUGACCUGAAGUCGCCAGCCCUUGACACAUACAGCCCCACUUGCUUUGUCUCGGAUGAACUCCAGAACUUUGCAAAACUGGAAAUAACAUUUUUUAAAAAAUUACAAGUAUUUUUUGAGAAUCAGGUAUUUUGAGUUAUUCAUCUAAACACUCAGUAGCGUAGUGCAGCUGCAUUUAGUUCAGAGUUAAAUGGCAAGUUUGAGGGUCUCCUUUUUUCCCACUGUAGGAGUAAGACUAGGGUUCCCGAACCCCGCAUUAAUGCUGUGAAGUCUCCACACCUCGUGAUACCUCACGUCCUAGCACCGUGCCUGCUGAGCUCUGUCUGAUGUUGCGGUGUCCCAAUGUCCAUGCAGGGCUCCUGCGGUGUCUGUUUAUUGGCACUCAAUGAAUUUUGUUUUUAAAUUUUCCAAUAUGACUUAAAGCAAAAGAAAUUCAUACAUUGGGGAUCAAUAAUUUGAAGAACUACAAAGGAAACUUGGAAAUGACGCCGUAAGACAUUCCAGGAGAGCCAAUGCCAGUUCGCCUUAUUAAGUCAUUUCGUAUGUUAGUGAACACUACUUUAAUGCAAUCAUUAAGGUCUUUUAUAGAAAACUUUUAAUAAUCACAUUCCCAAAUAAAAUCUAGUUAAGUCGAUCAAGAUUCAUAUGUCAUUUGCUAAAAGUAAGUUAAUUUUAAAAGAUUCUUUAUUUUAUAGGCCUGAAGUUCUUAUAGGCCUUAAGUUCUUUUGAGGUUAAAAAACAGAAAACAAACUUGUUUACCUUGAAAACUGGGAACACUGUUAUAUCUAAACAUGUGCUUGCUCACUCAUCUAGUAGGGUUCAUUGAGGUGAAUUUAUUUCCUCUUCACGUGAUUUGGGUUGGAAGAGGCUGUUUUAAUAGUUCAUGUGUAGAAUUGAUGGAACGGGAUGUUUUGGGCUGUUUAAAUAAUCAUCAUUAUGAAGUGUAAAAUGGAAGACUAUUUAUGUUUUACUUUUUCAAAUGAAUCAGUCGUUUCACCAUUAAAAUCAGUCAUUCAGAAA
Microtus oregoni (creeping vole) is the source of this 4106-nucleotide messenger RNA. It is a transcript of the gene Gcnt1, whose product is annotated as glucosaminyl (N-acetyl) transferase 1. The record is from RefSeq and is a predicted model, not a curated record. Gene Ontology annotation, molecular function: beta-1,3-galactosyl-O-glycosyl-glycoprotein beta-1,6-N-acetylglucosaminyltransferase activity. Bases 528 to 1814 code for a protein of 428 amino acids. The transcript is spliced from 3 exons. Lineage: Eukaryota; Metazoa; Chordata; Mammalia; Rodentia; Cricetidae. Gene Ontology annotation, cellular component: membrane.